Malania oleifera is the source of this 2436-nucleotide messenger RNA. RefSeq names its product NAD-dependent malic enzyme 62 kDa isoform, mitochondrial. Gene Ontology annotation, molecular function: malate dehydrogenase (decarboxylating) (NAD+) activity; NAD binding. Gene Ontology annotation, biological process: pyruvate metabolic process; malate metabolic process. The record is from RefSeq and is a predicted model, not a curated record. NCBI's taxonomy places the organism in Eukaryota, Viridiplantae, Streptophyta, Magnoliopsida, Santalales, Ximeniaceae. The coding region runs from base 245 to 2122 and encodes 625 amino acids. Gene Ontology annotation, cellular component: mitochondrion. The transcript has 19 exons.
GAAAAAAGGUCUCGCGCUUUGCCAUGGGACUGGGGGAGUGAUCCAGCGACUAAGGAGUAAUGACAGUUCAUAGUGCUUUGACUUCAGACAGCUUUUACCACAUCCAGAGUGACACGGCCGACUCCCUGGGAGCGCUGCGGCAGGACAUCUCCACAUCUCUCUCUCUCUCUCUCUCUCUCUCUCUCUGAAUCUGUAGUCGUCGUCUUCGUCUCACUCUCGCAUCUCCUUUCUUCCAACUCUCAAAAUGUCAAACUUCUCUCGGCAGAUCAGGCUAUCGCCGUCCCUCCUCAAACGCCUCAAGCAGAGACUCGCCGCUCCGGUGCUGCCGCCGACGCGAUCUUUCACUACAACAGAGGGCCAUCGUCCAACCAUCGUCCACAAACGGAGUAUAGAUAUCCUUCAUGAUCCCUGGUUCAACAAGGGAACAGCUUUUUCCAUGACAGAACGUGAUCGCCUUGAUCUUCGUGGACUUCUUCCUCCAAAUGUUGUGUCUCCUGACCAGCAAAUAGAACGCUUUAUGGUUGACCUUAAGAGGCUUGCAGUGAAUGCAAGAGAUGGUCCAUCUGAUCCUUAUGCUCUGGCCAAGUGGCGGAUAUUAAACCGGUUGCAUGACAGAAAUGAGACGAUGUACUACAAAGUUUUAAUUGCGAACAUUGAGGAAUAUGCACCCAUAGUUUACACUCCAACUGUGGGUCUGGUUUGCCAGAACUAUAGUGGUUUGUUUAGAAGGCCAAGGGGAAUGUAUUUUAGUGCUGCUGAUCGUGGAGAAAUGAUGUCAAUGGUUUAUAAUUGGCCUGCUGAUCAGGUUGAUAUGAUAGUUGUAACAGAUGGUAGCAGAAUAUUGGGUCUUGGAGAUCUUGGUGUUCAGGGCAUUGGAAUUGCGAUUGGGAAGCUAGAUUUAUAUGUAGCUGCAGCUGGAAUAAACCCUCAAAGAGUACUUCCUGUUAUGAUUGAUGUUGGAACUAACAAUGAGAAGCUUCUCGAAGAUCCCUUGUAUCUGGGAUUGCAAGAGCACCGCCUUGAUGGCGAGGAAUAUAUUUCAGUUGUUGAUGAAUUCAUGGAAGCUGUUUUUACUCGUUGGCCUCAUGUGAUCGUGCAGUUUGAGGAUUUCCAGAGCAAGUGGGCAUUCAAGUUAUUGCAGCGUUAUAGAAAUACAUACAGGAUGUUUAAUGAUGAUGUUCAGGGAACCGCAGGAGUAGCAAUUGCUGGUCUUUUAGGAGCUGUAAGGGCACAGGGAAGGCCAAUGAUUGACUUUCCAAAGCAAAAGAUUGUUGUUGCUGGUGCUGGAAGUGCGGGAAUUGGGGUUCUCAAUGCUGCAAGGAAAACGAUGUCAAGGAUGAUUGGAAAUAAUGAACCUGCUUAUGACAGUGCGCGUAGCCAAUUCUGGUUAGUUGAUGCCAAGGGCCUGAUCACAGAGGAGCGUGAAAGUAUUGAUCCAGAUGCUUUGCCAUUUGCAAGGAAUGUGAAAGAAGCUGGUCGUCAGGGACUAAGAGAAGGUGCAACUCUUGUGGAUGUGGUUCAACAAGUAAAGCCUGAUGUCCUUCUUGGAUUAUCUGCAGUCGGGGGCCUGUUCUCCAAAGAGGUAUUAGAGGCCCUCAAGUCUUCGACUUCAACCAGGCCAGCUAUCUUUGCAAUGUCAAACCCUACAAAGAAUGCUGAAUGCACUCCUGAAGAAGCAUUUUCUGUUGUUGGUGACAAUAUCAUAUUUGCAAGUGGAAGCCCAUUCAAAGACGUGGAUCUUGGAAAUGGUCAUAUUGGGCACUGCAACCAGGGAAACAACAUGUACCUUUUUCCAGGGAUUGGACUUGGUACCCUACUAUCAGGUGCUAGGGUCAUCUCUGAUGGUAUGCUGCAGGCUGCAGCAGAGUGCUUGGCUGCAUACAUGACAGAAGAGGAAGUCCUUCAUGGGAUUAUAUAUCCUUCUAUAUCCAGCAUACGUGAUAUCACAAAGGAGAUAGCGACAGCAGUAAUUAAGGAAGCUAUAGUAGAGGAUCUGGCUGAAGGAUACCGUGAAAUGGACGCUCGAGAGCUCCGAAAACUUAAUCAGGACGAAAUCUCAAUUUAUGUGCAGAAUAACAUGUGGAGUCCUGAAUAUCCAACAUUGGUUUACAAGAAGGAUUGAUCGCCAACCACUCCCACUCUUCUUCAAGUCAAAUCUGCUUGGCUGUGGCAGAACCCAUGGGGUUAGAACAUCUCAUCGCCCUUUAAAUCCGAAUACCUCCAUAGCAUUAGUGUAUGUAUUAACCAUUCUUUAUCUGGUACAUUGACCUUCAAUUAUGCACCUACAUCCCUCUCCAAUGUUGAGCAGCUUGUAGGUUAUGUUCAUUCUUAAUGUGUUAUAAAAGUCAGCGAACUACUUUUUGGUUUAUUUUAUUUGUAUUGUCUGUAUAAAAUUGAUUUGAGUGCAUAACCAACUUCCUGGAGAGGUUGUCUCAA